AUGGUAUCAGCAGCAUCAUCAUCCUAUCCAGAUGUUCAGAUUCCAAAGUUGACACGUUUUAAUCGAGCGGUACUGUCACGAUAUGGUAAACGUAGUUAUCCAGAAGCAAAUCUGUUCGACAGUGAAAAUGUUGAUCCACCAACAAAUGGUGAAUAUACGUUAUGUCGACGUAUUCAAGGUGAUCUGCUGUUAUGCCCAGGACUUAAUGCACGACAAAUGUAUCAAAAAAAAUAG
Messenger RNA from Enterobius vermicularis (human pinworm), 234 nucleotides. The record is from the annotation of a GenBank genome assembly. NCBI's taxonomy places the organism in Eukaryota, Metazoa, Nematoda, Chromadorea, Rhabditida, Oxyuridae.